Molecule: messenger RNA, 896 nt
Organism: Pomacea canaliculata
Lineage: Eukaryota; Metazoa; Mollusca; Gastropoda; Architaenioglossa; Ampullariidae
Exons: 3
Coding region: 215-550 (111 amino acids)
Source: RefSeq, a predicted model, not a curated record
AUAUCUCCCUCUUCACACUGUCAUGUGACAUGGUGUGUAAGAUAUAAAAGGCAGGCGAACAGUAAGGAUAUUUACAAUUCACCGGAUCAACCAGCAAGGACAUAGAUCACCGACUAGCUGCCUGCAACACGCCCCGAGUAGUCUCACCAUUGCAGUCACCACUUUCACCUGAGGAAAGACAAGAGGCCGCGAGUUCUCACUCCACAAGACCAACAUGACAACAACACAUCAGUUAAUGGCCGCCGCCUUCUGCCUGUGCGGGCUUUGGUUUCUUUUCCACUUCGACCCCGUCAACAGCAUAAUAUGCAAGAAGUGUAAUAACACUGAUGCCAACUGCAACUCCGGAGAAGUGGCAGAUGCCGAGUGUGAGCCCUCGAUGCCUUACUGCAUAACUAGUAAAAUUUUUCGUUCAGACGGACGCAUCACAGCCACUCGUUCCUGCAGCAAGGCGUCAUUUGUUACCUGUAUAAAAGCGUCCCAACUAGCGCAGGUGUGCGCUUGGACCUGCAAAACGGACCGCUGUAACAACAAAGACAACGACCUAGCAUAAAAGGACUGCAUUUGCCGACGACACUUUGUCAGAAACUGCCAGUGACACCAAAAGUAUUAUAUUUACUUUACACGUAUUAUAAAAGAAGCUAUUCAACAAAUUCUACUACUUUUAAAUCAAAUUUUAUCCAAAUUACACAAACGAUAAAUCGUUUAUUCCACUUGAAAGUCGUCUUCUCUUUCUAUUGUUUCCUGCUAACCUCCCCGAAUGCAAGUUAAGCAGACAUUCCUGCCAUUGAAGGCUUUAAAAAUGUUUUUGUCGGUUUCUCUUAAAUACAUGGCGACAUCUGACAUGAAACUGUGCAAAUUUUGUUCAGAAAACUGAAGAAAAACAGUUGUAAAUCUCA